This is a messenger RNA of Phaedon cochleariae (mustard beetle), 5149 nucleotides long. NCBI's taxonomy places the organism in Eukaryota, Metazoa, Arthropoda, Insecta, Coleoptera, Chrysomelidae. The record is from the annotation of a GenBank genome assembly.
AGUGGUCAUGCACAAAGAUAAGGACGAUGCAGCUGGUCUACAUCGAUCCAGAGAUCUCACGGCUUUUGAUCAUACUCCUUUAGAUGGAGAAAUGUUUCUACAGGCACUCAAUGGAUUCCUUAUGAUAUUAACAUGUGAUGGAGAAGUAUUCUUCGCGACUCAUAGUAUAGAAGGUUAUUUAGGAUUUCAUCAGUCUGACAUCGUUCACCAAUCGGUGUACGAGCUGGUCCAUUCCGAAGACAGGGAGGAACUGCAAAGGCAGCUGAUGUGGAAUUCGUUUCUUCCCCCCGAGUCAGCCAAUAUGGGUCUUCAAGACGUUCUCCAAGCGGAAAAUUGCCAUUUGCUAGAACGGAGUUUUACGGUGCGCUUCCGAUGUCUCCUAGACAAUACUUCCGGCUUUCUGCGAUUAGACAUCCGAGGGCGAGUCAAGGUACUCCACGGACAAAACCGAAAAUCCGAAGAACCUCCUUUAGGACUAUUCGCCAUUUGUACUCCCUUCGGGCCUCCAUCACUUCUCGAAAUUCCCCAGAAAGAAGUUAUGUUCAAGAGCAAACACAAACUGGACCUAGCACUAGUCUCGAUGGAUCAAAGGGGAAAAAUGUUAUUAGGAUACUCAGAUUCGGAACUGGCCAGUAUGGGUGGAUACGACUUGGUUCACUAUGAUGAUUUAGCCUACGUUGCCAGUGCUCAUCAAGAAUUAUUGAAAACUGGGGCUUCUGGUAUGAUAGCAUAUCGAUUUCAAACCAAAGACGGACAAUGGCAGUGGCUGCAAACCAGUUCGAGGCUAGUGUACAAAAAUUCCAAACCCGAUUUCGUCAUCAGUACCCACCGACCACUCAUGGAAGAGGAAGGUCGCGACUUGCUAGGCAAACGCACCAUGGACUUCAAAGUCAGCUACCUGGACGCCGGUCUUCCCAACAACUACUUCUCCGAAACGGACCACCUCCUGUCCACCUCCAACGCUCCCUCCUCCACAAACAACAUCUCCUCCACCCCCACCAGGGUCAACAGACGCUACAAAACCCAACUGCGCGACUUCCUCUCCACCUGCCGUACCAAACGCAAACUAUCACACAGUUCCUCCAGCGGCCAGGUCACUCCUCCAGCAGUGGUCCCUCCUCCCAUGCCCACAGUGGAGUAUAUCGCCUCCGAACCCUCCUACAAUAUGUACAGCUCCCCCUAUCCACCGCCUACGGAUCACACUCUCUCCUAUAUGACCCACUCGAGUUUCCAGCCGUCGCUGUAUCCAACGCCUCCUGCGCUGGAAAAUCGCUAUUUGGCCACCACGGAGAACAUUUUCCACCAGUACCGGCCCUAUUACCCCGAUUACCACGCCACUUCCGGUCCCUAUAACGGGUUUUUGGACCCUCAAGCCGCCUACAGGGCGACGGUGGAGGAGAAGAUCUACCCUUGCCAGCAGCCUACUUAUGUGGUGCCUAAUGCCGCCGUGCCUUCUUGGCCCUAUUCGGUCAGCCCAUCGUCAGGGAUCAUCCAGCCUGUGCAGGUGUCUCCGCAAGUGACGGAUUUGGGCAAAGCGAAGCUGGACGGGGGACUGGUUGCUCCCAAGAUGGAGGAGGUCAAGGCGGACCCCAGCGGCCCCACGACCCCACAGCACUUCUCCCCCGUGCCUGAAAUCCCCAGGCAGACGGUACUGAUGUGGGGCUCCAACCAGGCGCACUGUCUGAACUCCAGCAUAGUCGAACGGUGCCCUGCCGAAUCCCACCACGGAUACUCGUCGGAGGGGUGUUUGGCGGAGAUUUCCGAUCCGGGGAUGUGCAAGUGGGGCGGUGGGGGCGAGGAUAGCAAGUCGGAGGGGGUGGUGAAUCAGAGCAGCGACGAUUCGGAGAGUCCGCACCAUCACGCUAAUAACCACCAUAGCCAUCAUAAUUCGAGGGUGGUGAUGGUGCUAUGAUGAACGUGGAUCGCUGGUGCUGACCAGUUUUGUAUAUAAUAUUUAGGCGUGGUUUUUUCGCGACUACAAUGAGUUUUUGUGAAAUUCGUUGGGGUUGACGAUUGGGAAAAAAUGAAUGUUCUACCACAGUCGAUGUUUCGUCAUUCAUUAGGAUGAUUAGGACAUAUUUAGACUCGGAAUGGGGGGUUUCAGUUGAAAUUUGUGUCGAACUGAAACGCUAUGAAUCAUGAUGGCAAGAGAAAAGAAUCAGAAAUGAAAGCAAAACCUGACCGACUCGUAGUGUUCGGAAAACUGUUCAACUAUGCAUUAUGAUUGAUGCUUUUGUGAAUAGCUUGGCAGUCUUGAAGGCUUGAUUUGAAUAGAUCCGGCUCGAAGGACCAAUAUGUUCGAGGACCAACACCUUCACGCAUACUAUUCGGAGGGGUGUUUGGCGGAGAUUUAUGUAUCUGGGGAUAUGCAAGUGGGGGAUCGAGAACGGAAAAGAUAGCAAGUUGAAGGGGGUAGUAAGUUAUUAGAGCAGCGACGAUUCGGAGAUUCCUCAGUAUCACUCCAACAACCAGCACAGCCAUCAUAAUUCGAGGGUGGUGAUGGUGCUAUGGUGACCAUUUUUUAUAUAAUAUACUUAGGCGUGGAUUUUUCGUGACUUCGCUCACGGUGAUCGAAGUUUGACUACUUAUAUUUACAAUGUGCUUUUGAAAAAAUUGUGGAUAGGGAUUAAGAGCAAAAAAGGAAUGUUUUUUCACAGUCGAUGUUGCUUCAUUCGUUAGGAUGAUGAAAACAUAUUCAGCCACUGGGUUUCUGUUAUAAUUCGUGUCGAAACUAUCCCAAAAUCAAAAACUCGAAAACCUGACUAGCUCGUAGUGGCAGGAAAUCUCUCCAACCAUACUUUAUGAUACAUUCUUCUUCGAAAAAAUUUGAGUGCACGAUACAUUUGUGGGAUAUAUUAAAAGAAUAACUAGUUCAUCAACCAGGUGCACUGUUUGAAUUCAAACAUCGAUCUCUUCACUGCCGAACACCUCCACGGAUACUUUUCGAAAGGAUGCGAACCCUCAAGUUCCGAUUUUUCAGCUGAACAUCCUUCAUAUUGGUCACUAUGUUUCGUGAAAAUGCCAGCUAUUCUGGUUUUUCGUUAUUUUUUCUCAUCAUACCCCACAUGAAACUGAUAUUUGAUGUGUCCCUCAAUGUAUUCUAUUUUUGUAUUCAUUGAGUCCUGGUAAUGUAUGAAAGGUCGACUGUGAUACUGAUUCAGUUUUUUAUUAUUCUUGUGACUUCAACCCCAAUAAAUUGUAUAAAAAUCUUACAUAAUUUGGAAUUGUCGCUUAUCGAUCGAAUAGACACUUAACUUGGGAAAUUCCGAUCGUGAUUAAUGAAUUCCUGUUUUGUUUAAAGGAAACCUGAUUUUUAACAGUCCUCAACAAUGGCAUUACCAGGUGGUCACGAAAUUUCAUUAUAUUCCUGAGGUGGAAAUUUCCAUAUAGAGGAAAAAAUAAGAACUAUUGAGUGGAAAAAAUGUAUCUACAUCUCUACCACUUUGCUGUUAUUUCCAAACCAUCAUAUUUUUAUGAUUUUUUCACAUAGGCGUUUACAAAUUCAGAUUCGUGAUAAUUCUCAGUUAGGUUGUCGAAGGUGAUUCUUGAGCAGAUCGUGCAUCAACUAUAUGAGAGAAGAAAAUCAUGACAUAUCUAAGUGAACACACAUUUUUUGAGUCAAAACCAAAACAAACCUAUUCUUAUGCUCUCCUUGGAACUUCAAUAAGUCCUAUUGGCGAGCAUCUAAUUCGAAAUCCAUGAAGAAUAUCACAAAAUAAUUAUCAUAUUGUGAUUAUUCUCAUUUAUACAAGGUGUUUCCGAAAUUCCAGCGUUCAAAACAGAAGGCAGUAAAAUAUAUUAACCAAAUAACAUUUUACAAAAAAAAUUUGCACACUUACACUUCCGUUACUUCAAACUAUUGGACGUCAGGCGACAUUGCCAAAGUCACUGAUAUCUGCAAAUCGAACGCUCGGGUACGGCUGAUGAAUGAUUCACAAAAUUUUAAGCCAAUUCAACAUCUUCCAAAAUAUUUAAUAAUGAUAAAUAAUAAUAAUUGAUAUAUCUGUUGCCCAUUUCAUUCAACACCCUGUUGAAGGUGUCUCAUUGAGAAAGGAACAUACAUCAACAGUUGAUAGAAAGUCGAGGUACUUUUGAAUAUAACAAUUUCUUUUAUAUUCUUGGACAGAAAAAAUCCAGGUCCGGAUUAACGAAAAUUCAAUGAAGUGUUGUGUGAUCAGAACAGUACAGCCUUUAUCAUCAAACUUUAGAAAUUUACUCUCAAAUUCGUGAAAUGCGCAGAACUUCAAAUUUAACAGAUUAUUCCUCAUUUUUCCGCUUCUCUACUGUACUCGAAUUUUGGCCUUCACUAUUUUGUCCAGAUUUGGAUCAAUAAUAGUGAAAUAUUUUGGAUUUUUGAGUUAUGAAAGUAUCUCGAUGUGAACUGAUUUCCAGUACACAGAACAGUCAUUCCAUUCCAUCAAUGUGUACCUAUUCACAGGACCGUACCUACUUUCAAUUUUCAAAUUCCUUUCAACUUACCUAUCUUUGACUUUCUCUAUUUUUGUCUCUUGAAUUCAGUAACACCUUGUAUUUAGAACCAACUCGGUGACGUCUUUAUCCAUUGUAGGCGCAUUUUCGCGUUUAUUGACGAAACACCCUGUAGACAUAUCUUCCUGUAUUCAGUUUAGUUGUCAUUGUCUUCGAAGUUAGAUACAUUAAAUAGAUUAUAUUAUGUAAUAUAUGAAAUGAAAGUUAUGUAUUAUUUUUGAUAUUUUUCAGUUCGGCGUAAUCGUAAUGCUUGGAAGAAAAUAAUGUUCAUUUGUACCUAUGAUUUGUUAUUUAUUUUUUACAUUUUUAUGCAGUGAACCAUACUAGUCAUUCAACUGGUUAUUUGUAAAUGUUGUAUAUUAUUAUUAUUAUUUAUAAAAUGUAAUUAAGAUUUUUUUUCGAUAAAUGAUUAACGAAAUGGCAAAGUAUAUUAUUAUUACCUAUAUUAUAUGUGACAAAGUCAAUCAAAAUAUCAUUCCUAUACUUUCUGUCUUCAAGUACUACAUUUGUAAGUCUAUUUUUGAUUUCUAUUUGUAAAAAGGUACCUUUUUCAUAACAUUCCAUCAAAAAAGUGAUUGUUUUUUGGAUUUAUCAGAAAUAAUGUAACGAAAAUGUAUAAUGAAUGGAUAAAAUAUAUUGAAAAUUAUUACAUUACCUUGAA